CAGGCGCGCGCGCGGGUUGCCAAUCCGGCCGUGCUCUUUCGAUGCCCAGUCUCCAUCUCGCCUCUCAUCUCACCUCGAAGCUUCCCGUGCUUUUCGCGCGUGCUCCUCUUCGAUCCAGCUCGCUCUCGCAUCGUGUUUCGCGCGGGUUUCGCGAAAUCGCGAUCUCGUUCUCAAAGUCGACAAAGUGAUUCUCGAGCAAGGAAUUGGAGGAACCGCGAGGAAUUUCCGAGGAGCGGCAGCAAAGUAAGCAGAGAGAACCGGCCAUUAAAGGGGGAGAAGGACCCUAAAAAUCGUAAACCGAUCGAGCGCGGGAUUUACGGACAGACGGAGAAGAGUUUCCUCGUCCUCUGUGUCCGCUGCUCGCCGGCGGAAGUCCCGAUGAGUCCCCGGGGAGCCCCCUUCCUUGCCGCAUCGCCCGGGAGCUCUAAAUUUUUUCAAUCUCCGAUUCAAGACAUAUCGAAAUUUUUCAACAAUUACCACAAACAAUUCUUCUUGAAGAUGCAAGAUUAUAAUAUCAUUCUCGCGAUGUUCACUGUUACAUUGUAGAUUCCUUUUAACUUGACUUGUACAAUAUUGUGUGAAUUAUGCUAUCGAUGUGAAACGAGUGUUUUUGUCUAUCUUAAGCAGUUUUGAGGGAGUAUGAAAUACAGAAACGAUUACUUCGAAAUGCCAGUGAAAUAAAAUUCCGGACAUUAAGAUUCUGGUAAUAUCUCGGAGGAUUAUUAGAUCUCAUCAAAAUCGUCGGCGAUUGUGGCAAUUGUGGAGAGUCUACCUGGUGAUUGGGUAGAAUUGCAGCAGCAGUGUCGUGUAAAUGCAGCGGCGACGGCCAACACCUUUAUGAAUUACACGUCCGUGGACAGGCCCAGGAUGGUUUCGCACAUCAUUCCUGUUUCUGGGGAGUUGCAGCAGGGGAAUAGCAAUCUGGGCACCACAGGACUUAGUGGAAUGCAAGAUUCCCCUCAUUCUCUAAAGAUUAAACAGGAACCAUUUCAGCUAUCGCCACCGUCACCCUUACCACCUCUUCAUCAAGUGAGCAGUUUCGAGCUGCAGAGUAGCUGCAUCGGCGGCCCCUCAAAGGACUUGGACGCCACCGCGAUGACCGGCAGCCUGGGUCGCGGCCUGACGCAUCAUGUCUCUUCCCUGAGCCAUCAUCACCAUCAUCAUUCCCUUCCUAAUCUGCACAGCCCCAACCCCGUGGUCUCCAUGCACUCCGCGGCCAGCGGGUCGACGCACCAUCACCUGGAUGACAAGGGCUCGUCGCCCAUAGGCGCCCUUCACAGCACCACCAAUAGCAAUCCUUCCACGCCGUCCGCACCCUCCACGCCCACCACGGCCACGGCGGAUAGCGGCGCGACCGUCACCGCAUCCGGCGCGAGCAACCCUAACGGCGGCUCCUCCGUCGCCGUCGCCGCCAACAGCAAGCCGCCCUUCAGCUACGUCGCCCUGAUCGCCAUGGCGAUCCAACACAGCCCGCAAAAGAGGGCGACUCUCAGCGAGAUCUACGCUUACAUCACCGCCAAGUUUCCGUACUUUGAGAAGAACAAGAAGGGAUGGCAGAACUCCAUCAGACACAAUCUAUCGUUAAACGAAUGCUUUGUCAAGGUGCCCCGGGAAGGCGGCGGCGAGAGAAAGGGCAACUUUUGGACCCUCGAUCCGCAGUACGAAGACAUGUUUGAGAACGGCAAUUAUCGAAGGCGGAGACGAAUGAAGCGUCCCUAUAGAAACGCCCCAUAUCAUAAACAACUAUUCGGCGAUCCAUUCUCGACAACUCAUGUACAUUUGGGACCUAGGAACAUUUUCGGCCACUCACCCCCUUCGUACGCCCCUCCUCCUUAUACGCGAUACGAUACGAGCCCGUGGAGCCUUCAACAAUCGCAGCUCUCGUACAAUCAUUGUCAAUCGCUGCAAUCGCAAUUGCAGCCGAUGCAGUCGAUGCAAAUCCCGGCUAUGAACGGCUACAGUCAACUGGGUACCUCGUUAAGUGAGUCAAUAUUCUCGCAUUUUGUACCCUCUUUUGUCGAACGGACUAACGCCGAACGACCAGACAAAGCGUUUCAAGGCAAUUACCUGGAUGUUCCAGGUGGAACGGCCGGAUCGCCUAGUUCCAUGGGCGGCGGCUCCUUCGGCAACAGCUUCGCUGCGUGCAGCAGAAGGCACGAAUCCGCGAUGACCACGGAUACGAUGCCCGGGAGAUGUUAUUGGCCCGAUAUGGUAAACGUAAAGGAGGAACCCGGGACUAACACCGUGUCGACCAGCGGUGUCGGCAGUGUCGGCGUCCCAUCCGGCAUGAUGAGCUCCGCCGUGUCGUCGGGUGUCUCCACGACGGGAUUCGCACCCAUGGAGUUUCAAACGCGUUCCAAGUGCUUUAUGUGAACUCGCGAAGAACCGUCAAUUAAAUUGAUGAAAAAUUGCAGUGACAAUUCGAGGAUCGAGGGACGACGAUUUUGCGCGACUUGCAAUGAUGAGACGGAUUCGCCGAAUGGUGAGCGAUACACUUGAAUAAAUCCGGCUAACGUG
Camponotus floridanus (Florida carpenter ant) is the source of this 2517-nucleotide messenger RNA. RefSeq names its product forkhead box protein L2. The transcript is spliced from 9 exons. Gene Ontology annotation, biological process: anatomical structure morphogenesis; cell differentiation; regulation of transcription by RNA polymerase II. Gene Ontology annotation, molecular function: DNA-binding transcription factor activity, RNA polymerase II-specific; RNA polymerase II cis-regulatory region sequence-specific DNA binding. The record is from RefSeq and is a predicted model, not a curated record. The coding region runs from base 838 to 2373 and encodes 511 amino acids. Lineage: Eukaryota; Metazoa; Arthropoda; Insecta; Hymenoptera; Formicidae.